Messenger RNA from Didymella exigua CBS 183.55, 2823 nucleotides. RefSeq names its product kinesin-domain-containing protein. NCBI's taxonomy places the organism in Eukaryota, Fungi, Ascomycota, Dothideomycetes, Pleosporales, Didymellaceae. The record is from RefSeq and is a predicted model, not a curated record. Gene Ontology annotation, biological process: microtubule-based movement. The coding region runs from base 1 to 2823 and encodes 940 amino acids. Gene Ontology annotation, molecular function: microtubule motor activity; microtubule binding; ATP binding. The transcript has 2 exons.
AUGUCCGGCAAUCAGCUGCCCCGCCGCUCCAUCGCUCCCCCCACAGGGCCCCUACCAUCGCUGCCUGUGCCGAAGCAACGCUCGUCAAACGUCGGCCCCGCCAGUCUUCGAACACCCUCCAGCGGCCUUCCCAGUCCGACAAACCGCGCCGUCUCGUACUCGAACUCGCCUUACCGUCCAGGCGCCGCGAAACACACCACCUCCCCUUCCGUCCCGACCAUAGCCGCCGAGCAUGCAGGCGGCCAACCGCAAGGAAAGUCAUUGCGCAAGGUCGUCAGCAUCGGCGCAUUCCCACAGCCGCCCAAACAUGGUCUGAGAACCCCAAGCAGCCCGCUGGCGUCCAGUGCUUCGGUCGAUGGCGACACGGUAGACCAGCGCCUGUCCACAGGCUCCAAGGGCUCGAUACCGUCGAGGAGGAGCAGUCUCAAGAAACCCCCAAGGGCGUCAACUGCUGGUGGAGGCAGGGGCCUGCUGCCAAAGUCACCGCUAUCGCCCCCAAGCUUCCUGAACGGCAACGGCAGCGCAGAGUCGGUCGCAGUAGACACCAGCCAUCUCAGCCUGCCGUCUCCACCGCAGAGCCGCAGCACCUCCCCCAACGGAUCGCGGUCAACGAGCGCGACAACCGUCGAAGAGGGUGACGAUGAAGCAAGAGGGCGGAAGAGUAACAAGCCAGAUGGCGAGUCAGGAGGGAAAGGAAAUGUCAUUGUCAGUGUCCGAGUGCGACCAGAUGCAGGGCCAAACGACGGCCAGCAGGAAAAGGACUGGGAGGUGAAUGGCAAGCGGCAUGUAGUCACAUACCGCGGCCGUGAUGGUGGCGGAGACUACAUCUAUGACAAUGUCUUUGACACCCAAGACAACAACGCCCGCGUAUACGACGCGACAGCAAAACGACUGGUCAGAAGAGUCAUGGAAGGUUACCACGGCACCGUGUUCGCUUAUGGUAUGACCGGAACAGGAAAGACAUUCUCCAUGCAAGGAACAGCAACAAACCCCGGUGUGAUCCCACUGGCCAUUACUGACAUCUUCUCGUACAUUCGCGAAACGCCGCAUCGCGAGUUUCUCCUGCGCGUCAGCUACCUCGAAAUCUACAACGAGAAGAUCAACGACCUCCUGGCUGGAUCCGUGAUGGGCAUGGGUGGCCAACCCGGUCCACAAGAAGAGAUCAAGCUACGUGAGGACAGCAAACGAGGUGUCUAUGCAACACCCCUGAAGGAGGAGAUUGUUCAAAGUCCGACUCAGCUUCUGCGUGUCAUCUCCCGCGGCGACCAAGCAAGAAGGGUUGCUGGUACUCAGUACAACUCCCGAAGUUCCCGCAGUCACGCGGUCGUACAGAUUGUUGUGGAAAGCAGAGAGCGCGCAUCCGGGCCUAGCCUAGCUGGCGACAAGCGAUCUGCCAUCAUACCCGGUGGUGUUCGCGUAUCAACUCUCAGUCUGAUCGAUUUAGCCGGAUCCGAGAAAGCAGCCGAUGACAAGGAAAGGCGGACCGAAGGGUCUCAUAUAAACAAGAGCUUGCUCACUUUGGGAGCUGUUGUUGGAGGACUGGCUGGCAAUAAGACCGGGAAAGACGGGAAAAAGGACAAUCACUUGCCCUACCGCGACAGCAAAUUGACUCGCCUCUUGCAGGGUGCUCUUUCAGGCAACUCAUUGGUCAGCAUUCUUUGCACGAUUCAGAUCGGCGCCAAUGGCAGUCCUGCAGCUUCUGCUACCCACGUCAAUGAGACGCUGAACACGUUGAAGUUCGCGUCUCGGGCUAAGAAUAACAUCAUCAGUCAUGCGAAGAAGGCAGACGAUUCGCUGGGUGCCGGUGGCGAUGCAGGAAGCCGAGCAUUGCUGGACCGUUACCGCCUCGAGAUUCAAGACUUGAAGAGACAGUUGGAAGAGGGCAAGAAGAAGGAAGCCAGAGAUGAGGAAGAAGAGGAGAUGAGACGCGACAAGGAGGAAGAAAGAGUUCGCGAGCAACAAGACAAGCAAAGACAUGAAGAGCAGAUGCUAGAAAUGCAGCUUGCUCGAACGGCCCUCAAGGAGCGUAUCGAGCAUCUUAAUCGGUUGAUCCUUAGCUCCAAGUCGCUUGGGGUGAACAAUGGCAGGACAUACUCGUCGCUGAGCUUGCAGCGGGCUUCUACGUUCAGUCAUGUCAGCGACUUCCGACCGAUGUCCGUGCGAUCUUCUGCCAGUCACGCCACCCUCGAAGUGCCGCGUGCCUCUAUUCAGUCUUUCCCCUUGCCCGUGGAAGGGUCAGAAGAAGACGACUCGAUCGGCGAGAACGGCGACGGUAUGGCCACCCCGAACGCUCAAAUCCAGGCUCUGCAGGCCGAUCUCGCAGACAGGAACCGCUAUAUCAGGACCCUGGAGCAGCGACUCCAUCAAGCAAGAAGAUCGAGCCAUUCUCGCGUCUCACUGUCGAUCAACUCCAGGCACGGCAGCGAGGACGGUGGCCUACUUGCCAAGGUCGCUGAAAGGGAUGCUGAGAUUUCGACUCUGCGAGCGCAGCUCGAAGACAAAGAGCGGAUGAUCGCCGCACUGAACAGAGCAAAACAGAGAAACGACACAGCGCACGACGUUGGCAGCGACGGCUCUCCAGGGAGCCGACGUACUUCCUCAUACCAGCGCAGCGAGGGAAGCAGCGUCGUUAACAUACUACAUGCCAAGGGUCCAACAUCCCCCACUAGCCCGAACAGCACACCAUUCUUUCCCCCCGCGCCGACGAACCCGGGAAAGAAUAUCGAGGAAAUGACGAGAAUGCUCGACGAGAUGAUUACAGGGAGAGUCGAUAGGGCUGCAAGGCGCAGCCUCAUGCCCGUCAACGAGGCUCGACGGACUUGA